Messenger RNA from Saitoella complicata NRRL Y-17804, 1716 nucleotides. RefSeq names its product Metallo-dependent phosphatase. The record is from RefSeq and is a predicted model, not a curated record. NCBI's taxonomy places the organism in Eukaryota, Fungi, Ascomycota, Saitoellomycetes, Saitoellales, Saitoellaceae. The transcript has 2 exons. The coding region runs from base 1 to 1716 and encodes 571 amino acids.
AUGAAGGCCGACACCGAAGUGCCAAAGUUGAAGCUCGAGCCGCCGUCGGCACAGGUAUCGGACGAGGAAGACGAGACAGACGUCGCGCAUUCCACAGCACGAGAAGAAUCGGAUAUUCGUUCAAGGAAAAAGCUCCGAGGUUACUCCGUCCAUCGCCGCGGCACAAUUGCUCCCGCCCAAACCAUCGUCCACUCCUCCCGCCCCUCCAUCAUCAAAACCCUACUCUUCGGCCACCCACACCCAAACCCCCUCCUCACCUUCCUCACACUAGCAGCAAACGCCCUCUGUCUCGUCAUGGUCCUCGACCUAACCUUCCAACUCCAGUUCUUCUGGCCUUGCGAUGAUCUCGCGUUUCAUCGCGUGGGCUAUGUCGGUCCUUCCAGCGCACGUUUGCAAAUCCGGGAUCCGAGUGGAAAGAGCUCGGUUGGCAUGAGGCUCCGGGAGGCAAAUACAAGCUCGCCAUUUAUGAUGGGUCCGAAGUUCGAGGGGCUGGAUGCUAGCAAUGAUUAUGUGGGUUGGGUUGAGUUGACUGGGCUGGAUGCUGAUACGACGUAUGAGUAUACGAUGUCGAAUGGGAAUCGUGGAUCGUUCAAAACGGCGCCGCCGACAGGUGCUUCUGGGAAGUGGACGUUCUCUUCUACGUCUUGUAUCAUUCCCGGUUUCCCUUACCGGGGGUUCGGCCGUGAUCCCCUCGAGAUUGAAGGGUUUGAUUAUGUCCGUCAACAACUCGAUGAAGAGGAGAUCGAGUUCAUGUUGUUCCUUGGCGACUGGAUCUAUGCCGAUGUCCCACACUUCGCCGGCGACAGUGUGGAAGACUAUCGUCAGAAAUACCGACAAACAUACUCGAGUCCCCAGGUCCGAAGUGUACUGGGGCGACUGCCUAUGAUGCACGUGUAUGACGACCACGAGAUCAAGAAUAACUGGGACAAGCAUGAAAACUAUGAGUAUGCCGCUGCUAUGAACCCCUGGCACACGUAUCAUCAUUCCGUUAACCCUCCUGCGCUCGGGCACAACCAGACCUAUUAUACGUUCACCCGCGGUGAUUCGGCUUUCUUCCUUAUGGACACUAGGCGAUACCGCUCGCUUAACACUCAAGUCGACGGACCAGAGAAAACCAUGCUCGGCCUCGAACAGCGCGAGGCUUUGCUUCACUGGCUGCAAGAGAGUGAGGACCAGGGCUUCGUAUGGAAAUUCGUCAUCUCCAGCGUCCCCUUCACCAAAAACUGGCGCGGCCCAGACGGCGAAAAGGACACCUUCGGCGGCUUCCUCUACGAGCGCUCCCUCCUCCUCGAUGCCAUGGACCGCGUCUCAAACGUAAUCGUUCUUUCCGGUGACCGCCACGAAUUCGCAGCGACAGCGAUCAGGGAACAUGUUGUCGAGUUCUCCACGUCGCCUUUGAAUCAGUUUUAUCUCCCGAUUAGGACGUAUUCGCAGGCGACGGAGGAUGAUGAGGAUCAGGUUCUGGCGUAUUUGCCGGAUGGGAAUCAUAAGUUUGGGUUGUUCGGUGUCGAUACGACGGAUAAGAAUAAGCCUACGUUAAAGUUUAGGUUGAUUAAUGAUGGGGAGGAGACGUGGAAUAUUCAAAUUAAUGGCACGAGACCGGGGGAGAAGAUCAAGGGACCGAGGAUUCAUGGGAAGAAGGAUGUCGGGGGACCUGUGGAGAAGGCUGAGGCUGAGGCAGGUGAUUGGAUUCAGGAAGAGCUCGGCGACAGGUGA